GCGUGAGCACGGAUGUACGGUCUGUUUCGUCGUCGCUCGAGUUUGAACGUUUUUGCACAAUUCCUGCAUCACGGUGCAGCCGCCAAGGGACACAUUUGAAGUAGAAGAUGUUUUAACAUAUCUUUUCAAUUGCUACAAAAAGUGUUUGAAUGUGUGGCGAUAAUAGUAAAACGGAAAAACUUACCUUAAACGUGACCCAAAAAGUGUGUGUUAUUUGUUACUGAAUGGUGAAGCAACUGUUGCAAGCGGAAACGCUCGCCUCUCGCCAUUCACCAUCGAUCGGGGUUGUGGUGUUAUCGAAAUAAAAAGCCUUAGUGGUGUGGGGUUGACCGGGCAGCGACUGAAAGUUGUUGUGCCAAGGUGGAAAAUCAUCUUGACAGAAUUUCCCCACUGAGUGAUUAACUUGAUCAAAUGGUAUUAGCACCACGGUCCGUGUCCAUUUCCUGCGCGAAGUGUGCGAGUUCAUGUGGAAAGGUGGUGUGUGUUUAUUUGUGGUCAUUGCCUUUGACGAUUGAUCGCGAUCAGUAGACCGAUCGAGGUAUAGAAGGCGAGAUCAAACCAUUGAAUUGAAUUAAGAAAAUAGAAAAAAGCCAAACAACUAAGUGCAACAUGGUGCGCAGUUUGUCACAGUGGACGAAAACGUUGAGUUUUCCGGCCCGCAUAUCGCCCAACCGGAACUCGAAGGAUUGCAACGUGAACGUGCUGCCGAUAACGCCCCCGCCGGCACCACCGCGUAACAAGUCCACCUCCACCUCUUCGGCCAGCACGAUGUCAUCGUCCUCGUCGCCUUCGUCCUCGUCCUCCUCGCCGACCCCGCCGCCCAAUGUGCCGAUUACGGAAAUUAGUCAAAUUAUCUAUCCCGAUCCCGAGUCCGAGAAGGCCAUCAUGGGCUCAUUGGUAUUCUGCAUUCAUCACAAGCAAGGCUGCAAAUGGUCUGACGAGUUGAGGAAAUUGAAGGCACAUCUGAAUACCUGCAAGCACGAUGCCAUCCAGUGCCCGAACAAGUGCGGCUCCCAGAUACCACGCGUAAUGAUGACGGACCAUCUGGCGUUCACCUGCAUCCUGCGCCGUGCCAUCUGCGAGUUCUGCAACGUGGAGUUCACCGGCAUUGGGCUGGAGGAGCACGCCGGCACCUGCAGCUCGGAACCGAUCUACUGCGAGUCCAAGUGUGGCACGCGCGUACUCCGCGGCCGCAUGUCCAUCCAUCGUGCCAAAGACUGUGCGAAACGUUUGCGCCGCUGUCCGCACUGUGGCCGCGAGUUCUGUGCCGACACGCUGGCCGCCCAUGGCGCUACCUGUCCGCGCAGCCCCAUCCCCUGUCCGCAGCGGUGCGACGCGGGGCCGUUCGCGCGCGCCGAUCUCGAUGCGCAUCUGCGCGACGAGUGCAAAGCGCUGACGGUGCCGUGCACGUUCAAGGAGGCCGGAUGCCGCUUCAAGGGUCCGCGCCACCUGCUGGAGGCGCAUCUGGAGGCGAACACGUCCGCGCAUCUGUCGCUGAUGGUGGCAUUGUCGGGCCGGCAGGGACAGCAGAUCAACAUGCUGAAGAGCGCCAUGGCGAAGCUGAGCACCAACUACACCGGCACGCUGCUGUGGAAGAUCACCGACUGGUCGGUGAAAAUGCAGGAAGCGAAGACGAAGGACGGGCUGGAGCUGGUGUCGCCACCGUUCUACACCAGCCAGUACGGCUACAAGCUGCAGGCGUCGAUGUUCCUCAACGGCAACGGGCCGGGCGAGGGAACGCACGUGUCCGUGUACAUCAAGGUGCUGCCGGGCGAGUACGAUGCCCUGCUAAAGUGGCCAUUCUCCCACUCCGUCACCUUCACGCUGUUCGAGCAGGGAACGCUCGGAAGCGGCGGCGGCGGCCAGGGAGGCGUCGCGGAAUCGUUUGUGCCAGAUCCGACGUGGGAGAACUUCCAGCGUCCAUCGACCGAGCCGGAUGCGCUCGGGUUCGGCUUUCCACGAUUUGUUUCCCACGAGCUGCUCAACAGGCGCCCGUUCGUGCGGGAUGACACCGUGUUUCUGCGCGUAAAGGUCGACCCAAGCAAGAUAGUGGCAGUGUAAGAGGGAGCAAAGGCAAAAGAGCAAAAGUCCAAUGAUGUGUACAUAGUAUAGAUAAACUUAUAUGCGCGCACACUCACCCCCACCUCCUUCCAAGAACCUGCUUGGUCCACCUCAUCCCCAACCACAUUGUACAUAGUUGUCCCGUUGACCCCGUCAGACAGCGUAACAAUCAUCCUCAUCCUCCCGCCUUAGUCAUUCGUGUGGGCCAAAUCGGGUAGUUCUCUCCCGGCGAGAGAAGCUGCUACGCGAUGGCGCACGCACUGGGGAUUGGCCGCAGGGCGCUGGUUCGCGCUCCGUUUCCGUCGGCCGGAAUGGAGCGGGAUACUGCGCCCCUGGACCCAGGGGACAGUCUCCAGGACCGUUUGCUUGUAAGAGAACACGGUGUACCAAUCACACUAAAAACGAAAAUCAGCUUCGAAAUCUCAUAGUUGCUUGUAAGGACACGAACAACGCGUCUACACGGCGUGGAACACUUUAGAAUAAGUCUAGUUGCGUAAGCAAAGCGUAGGCGAGCGAGUGCAAACAGAGGGGAAAAAACCACAAGAAAACAAAUUGUUUCGAUUACUUUGUGUACAGCAAAAAACGGCAAAAGUUUGGGGCAAAGUUUUAAUCGCAAUCAAAAAGCUUUCAAUAAUGACUACAAAAGCAACGUUAUGCGCAACGUUGUGUCUUUGUGCAAGAUACAAUAUAGUACACCUUUUGGCUAGCAGAAACCUGAACUGUUUGCUUGUAUGAUAGUAACUUACUAGUAGAGUAGAAGCAAAUUAUGCCUAUUAAAUCGCUCUCUGUCGUCUUCUGAUUGACGGCGAUCGUCAAUACUGAAAGACGCGCUUGACACAGAAGCAUCAGCUCAGCGUGUAACUCUUACUAAUCGUAACACUUUUCUUUUGAUUCGAGUCAUUAGCUUUAAGGUGUCAAUAGCGGUGAAGCAUUUAGGUACUUUUCUGUUGAAGAAAACACGAUCGGGAAUGCUGUAAACCGUUCAACAGUAGUUAGUUGGUAAGAAGUAAGCUCUUUUGUUUCGUUUCAUUUUUCAGUUCGUUAUAAUUUCACUCAUUUCAAAUGGAGAUUGCAGCCUUGGCUAAGGGAAGACGCUGGCCUCACAGUGCUACGCUCUUCCCCACGCAGCAAGGCAAGCAAAUCCAGCCCAUUUAGCUAGAAAACCAUUUCUGUCGCACAGUAAGACUAAUCCAAGGCGUGCUAUGUCGUGCGUCGGUAGGGUUAAGUUGAUGUUAAACUAAAUACCGGUAGACCAUAAGAACGUGUAAAAGCAUUAUCAAUUCGGGUAGUAUAUUCGUUACGUUAGUCAUUACAAAGAUCAAACCAUACAAAGCUCGAAAUACAACUGAGUGUGUACAAUUGACUGAUUUAAGUAAAAAAUUAAAAA
Molecule: messenger RNA, 3448 nt
Organism: Anopheles arabiensis
Lineage: Eukaryota; Metazoa; Arthropoda; Insecta; Diptera; Culicidae
Gene: Traf4
Product: TNF receptor-associated factor 4
Exons: 3
Coding region: 610-2061 (483 amino acids)
Biological process (GO): tumor necrosis factor-mediated signaling pathway; regulation of canonical NF-kappaB signal transduction; positive regulation of JNK cascade
Cellular component (GO): plasma membrane signaling receptor complex
Molecular function (GO): protein binding; zinc ion binding
Source: RefSeq, a predicted model, not a curated record